AUGUCGCAUUCCUCGGACCUGGAGGAAGCUAUGAAGCCCUUUGCUCAAAAAUCUGAGAUCGCUCACAUUGAAAGCAAUGUUGAAAGUGGCACCAAGUCAACGGGCCCUUUGGAGGUUGAGAAGCCUGAUCUGUUAAAACAGUACACUGACGAAGAGAUCGAUGCUUUUCACAAAAAAAUAACAUUGAAGGUGGAUUUACGCUUGAUCCCAAUGUUGGUUCUUUUGUAUAUUCUCAACUACCUCGACAGAAAUAACAUCGCAAGUGCAAGACUAGGCGGUUUGGAAGAGGAUUUGAAUUUGGAAGGCAACCAAUACCAAACAUGUAUUUCGAUUCUCUUUGUUGGUUACAUCCUCAUGCAGAUUCCAGCUAACAUGUUUUUAAACAAAUUCAAGAAACCCUCCAUUUUUAUUGCCGCCAUUAUGGGUGGCUGGGGUACCGUUUCUACCUGUACUGCUGCAGUACAGGAUUUCGGUGGUUUAUUGGCAAUCCGUUUGAUUUUGGGAUUUGUUGAAGCUGGUUUCUUUGGCAGUUGUCUCUAUGUUUUGUCUUGUUGGUACACUAGAAGCCAGCUCGGUUUCAGAAAUUCGCUAUUAUAUUCGGGCUCUUUGCUUUCUGGUGCCUUUUCAGGUUUGAUCGCGGCAGGUAUCAUCGAUAACAUGGACGGCCUUCACGGUUUGAGAUCAUGGAGAUGGUUAUUUAUCGUGGAGGGUGCCAUUACAGUUGGUAUUGCACCAAUCGCGUACUUCGUGUUGCCAGAUAUGCCUCAUAACUCAAGAAUGUUGAAUGACUUUGAAAAAGAUGUUCUUUUGUACAAAAUCAGAUGUGAGACAGGCCAAGAUGAUAGUGACGAAACAAACGAGGAGUCUUACUGGGGUGCUUUCAAGUUGGCUGUCUCCGAUAUUAAGGUUUGGGCAUGUUGUGGUAUUCUCUCUUGGUUAGUUGCCGCAGCUGGUGUUACCAACUUCUUCCCCUCAAUUGUCGAAACAUUGGAAUUUAAUCGUGUUAUUACAUUGUGUUUGACUGCUCCUCCAUAUAUUCUUGCUGUCAUUGCAACUUUUAUCUGGGCACUUCAUGCUGAUAAGACGGGUGAAAGGUUUUGGCAUGUCGUCUCACCUUUGGUAGUUGCACUUGCAUCGUUCAUCAUUGCCGUUUCCACCUUGAAUACUGGAGCCAGAUAUUUUUCGAUGGUGAUAAUGGUCCCGUCUAUCUACUGUUCCUUCACAACUAUCUUAUCAUGGAUGUCAAACUCUUGUCCACGUCCUCCGUUAAAGCGUGCGAUUGCUCUUUCCUUGAUGAACUGUUUGUCGAACUCGGCCUCAAUCUGGAAUGCAUACUUAUAUCCUUCAUCAUCGGCUCCUCGUUAUUCGGUCGCCUUCAUCUGCAACUGUGUUUUUGUUGCUCUCGCUAUUGUCUGCGCCGUUGCUUUAAGAUGGAGAUUACAGAUUUUGAACAAGAGGAUCGAUAAUGGUACCAUGAACUGGGAGAAAGAGUUGGGUAAGGGUAAUGAUGGUUCAGAAGUGAAGGACGACUUUAGAUUCUUGAUUUAA
Molecule: messenger RNA, 1548 nt
Organism: Candidozyma haemuli
Lineage: Eukaryota; Fungi; Ascomycota; Pichiomycetes; Serinales; Metschnikowiaceae
Exons: 1
Coding region: 1-1548 (515 amino acids)
Biological process (GO): transmembrane transport
Cellular component (GO): membrane
Molecular function (GO): transmembrane transporter activity
Source: RefSeq, a predicted model, not a curated record